CCGCCGCCCGCCGCCCGGGCCAUGGCCGUGCCCGCGGACAGGGGGGCCCCGCGCCCGCUCUUCGCAGACUGGCUCCUGGGGGAGGUGAGCAGCGGCCGCUACGAGGGCCUGCGGUGGCUGGACGCCGGCCGCACCCGCUUCCGCGUGCCCUGGAAGCACUUCGCGCGCAAGGACCUGGGGGAGGCCGACGCCCUCAUCUUCAAGGCCUGGGCGGUGGCCCGAGGCAGGUGGCCGCCCGGCGGCGGCCGUGACCAGCUGGCCUGCGAGGCCGCACUCCGCGCCGGCUGGAAAACCAACUUCCGCUGUGCCCUGCGCAGCACCCAGCGCUUUGUGAUGCUCCAAGACAACUCCGGGGACCCCACUGACCCACAUAAAGUGUACGCACUGAGCUCCGAGCCGGGGUGCAGAGGAGCUGCGGCGAUUAACCAUGGGGAGAAGGCGGGUGAAGACACCCCACCACUGAUGGGUGGGCUCCCUAGGCCAUGCCUGGGAGGAGAUGCUGGCCAGAGGCUGGGGCACAGUCUGAGCCCUGAGCCCUGUGCCCCAUGCGCCCCUUUGGGCCAAGCUGGCAAUGCCGAGGAUCUCUUGCUCCAGGCCCUACAGCAGAGCUGCCUGGAGGACCAUUUGCUGGAAGCUGCAUGGGGAGUGGAUGCAAUCACUCCAGGCACUCCUGGCCCAGAGCUCCCUGACAUGGAGCCAUACCAGCCACGGGCAGCAGAGAUGGCCCCAAGCCCUGAGCCCCAGGUCCUGCACCAGGCCCGGAUGACAGAUACAGGCCCAGCCUCGGAGCCGUGGCAGCCCCCCCAAGAGGUGGAGCCUUGCGCCCCAGUGGCAGGGGAGCAGGUCCUGGCCAGGCCCGGCUGCUCACAGCCAGGACUGCAGGCAGAGCUCAGGGCCCUGGAUGUGACCAUCAUGUACAAGGGCCGCACGGUGCUGCAAGAGGUGGUGUGGCAUCCAAGCUUUGUGCUCCUGUACGGGCCCCCCAGCCUGGCCACCAGGGCCACUGAGCCCCACUGCGUGGCCUUCCCAAGCCCGGCCAAGCUCGCGGACCAGAAGCAGCUUCACUACACAGAGAAGCUGCUGCAGCACGUGGCCCCUGGCCUGCAGCUGGAGUUACGGGGGCCGGGGCUAUGGGCCCGGCGCCUGGGCAAAUGCAAGGUCUACUGGGAGGUGGGAGGGCCCCUGGGCUCGGCCAGCCCCUCCACAGCCCCCCGCCUGCUGCAGAGGAACCAGGACACCCCCAUCUUCGACUUCAGCACGUUCUUCCGAGAGAUGGCCGAGUUCCGGGCUCGCCGGCGUCGGGGCUCCCCAUACUACACCAUCUACCUGGGCUUUGGGCAGGACCUGUCGGCUGGAAGGCCCAAGGAGAAGAGCCUGGUCCUGGUGAAGCUGGAGCCACGGCUGUGCCGGGCGCACCUGGAGUACGUGCAGCGAGAAGGGGUGUCCUCCCUGGACAGCAGCAGCCUCGGCCUCUGCCUGUCCAGCUCCAACAGCCUCUACGAGGACCUGGAACACUUCCUCAUGGAGGUAGAGCCACCUGCCUGAGCGCCGGGCCGCUCUCCCAGCCAAUAAAAAGGACUUGAACCGA
Molecule: messenger RNA, 1588 nt
Organism: Canis lupus familiaris (dog)
Lineage: Eukaryota; Metazoa; Chordata; Mammalia; Carnivora; Canidae
Gene: IRF7
Product: interferon regulatory factor 7
Exons: 9
Coding region: 22-1545 (507 amino acids)
Biological process (GO): regulation of transcription by RNA polymerase II; immune system process
Cellular component (GO): nucleus
Molecular function (GO): DNA-binding transcription factor activity, RNA polymerase II-specific; RNA polymerase II cis-regulatory region sequence-specific DNA binding; protein binding
Source: RefSeq, a predicted model, not a curated record